CUUCCCGUACACUCCCUUUGCUCUGUUCUGCUCUCCUCUCGCCAACGCACCUCAAACCUCCCGAUCUCACAUACCCAUAUGGACCCACCACCGCCACCAUCCCCCAUCGCCUCCCCUACCGCAAAGCUCCGUUUGAUGUGCAGUUACGGCGGCCACAUAACCCGUCGCCCCCGCACCAAGUCCCUUUCCUAUUUAGGCGGCGAAACACGCAUAAUAUCCGUCGACCCAACCACCGUCAACACUCUCUCCUCCUUCAUUUCCCACCUCCUCACUAUCCUCCCCAUCAAACCCCCCUUUUCCCUCAAAUAUCACCUCCCUCAAUCCGCCCUCGACUCUCUUAUCUCCCUCUCCUCCGACGUCGACCUCCAUUUCAUGUUCUCUGAGCAUCUCCGUCUCUCCUCUUCCUCUUCCUCUUCUUCUCGCAUUAGGCUCUUCCUCUUUUUCCCCGAACCCGAGAAACCCCAUAAUGUUAUUCAUCAUCCCAAGACUGAGGCCUGGUUCUCCGAUGCGCUUAAGAGUGCGAAGAUUUUGCAGAAGGGGCGCGAUUGCUUGGUGGGUUUUGAUGGGGAAGGGUUGGUUGGAGAAAAUGAAGUCAAGGGUAUUGUUGAUUUGGGUAAUGGGGGUUUUUCUUUGCCGGAAUCCAUGGUUUUGGAGACUAGUUCUUCUUUUGGAUCAUCGUCUUCUUCGGCUUCUUUGGCUAAUGUGUCUCCUCCCAUUAAACUUCAAAGUGAGGAUUAUGGACUCAGUUCGGUGGCUUCGGAUUGCGUCGCAACCCUCGCGAGUGAUAUUGCCCCUACCAAUUCAUGUUCUUCAGUUGAGAAUGGGGUCACGUCUGUUCCUGUGAUAUCAGAGAGUAAUUUUCACAACCUCGCUGCCGGAGUUCGUUCCCGAAACCCUCACGACUUUUCAGGCUAUGCCCAACCGAACCUUUUUCAGCACCAGGAAUUGCAGUUUGUUCAACCAAGCAUACCGGUAGAGAGCUGCCUUCCAGUUGUGUAUCAAAUGCCUUCUUACUAUCCAGUCCAGCAGCCUCAGUUUGUGCAUUACCAGCCGAUGCCGAACCAUGUGUAUCCUGUGUACUAUUUGCCCGUUGGACAGACACAAGUUUCAGCCCCUUCCAAUCUACCCGUGCAAGCCCCUGUUGGACAGACACAAGUUUCAGCCCCUUCCAAUAUACCAAUGCAAUGGGGCUUGCACGAUACUGCGACUGCAAACUCAACUCAUAGUUUGGUUCUGCCCGAUGCAUCACCUGUUGUUCCUCUUCCUCAGGUAGCUUACAAGGAGAUGAUGCCCGAGCCACACUCACAGAAUCUUGGAGCAAUGCCAUCUCUUGCAAAUCCAAUUUCUGCUGACGAAGUUCAGCAGCAUCCAGUAAUCAUUCCUAAUGAUGUUGCAGCUGAUGCAUUGGAUGAAGUUGGACGUACUUGUGACGAAUGCAAUGACGAUGAUCCUACGAGGACCUUAAUAUACAAAUCUCAGCCUCUGCCACCACUGCAAAGUAAACCAAAAGUCUCAACGAACCUUCUGUCGGAAGCAAUGGCACAGCUGCAGAUGAUAAAAAUCAACCAGUAAAAGAUUUUGAUGACCCAGUUUUGUGGGAUUCUUUUUCUUUCAUGAUUGGAGUUCCUGAUGAGGAUUGUGUUAUAGGUGUAAAGACUGAAUGGUUGUUAUUCUUGUUCUUUUUCUUCUCUGUCUAUGUUGUAUUUCUUUCUUUGGUCAUCGGAAGAAUCAUCUAAUGUAUGUUAAGCACAAGUGUCCUUUUUUUAUAUGGAAAUUGGGUUAGAAAUGUUAUAAACAA
Messenger RNA from Cucumis melo (muskmelon), 1798 nucleotides. RefSeq lists its product as uncharacterized. Lineage: Eukaryota; Viridiplantae; Streptophyta; Magnoliopsida; Cucurbitales; Cucurbitaceae. Gene Ontology annotation, molecular function: protein binding. The record is from RefSeq and is a predicted model, not a curated record. The coding region runs from base 79 to 1572 and encodes 497 amino acids. The transcript has 2 exons.